UUGGGGCGAUAUUUUGAUAAUUUUGUUUAUCGAUAAUUCAAUAAUUUGAUUGGGAGUUCCCCUUAAUUGUUAAAGCUUAAGCUCGAGAUAUCUCCAACUGAAUAAAUUUAAUUCGAUUCAUUUUUUUCCCGCCAAAUCCCCACCCCUAGGUCUUUAUUUUUCCCGCCAUUUCUCAAUUCCUCAUUGGCUUUUGCUGCCUGCACCGUCUUCCUACAACACUCCGAUCGUUCAAUUCUAGUAUUGUAGGAAACGCUGAAUUGUUCGGAAAUGGUCAGAGAAGAAGUUGAGAAUACGAGUACAGACAUGGUAAUCGACGGAGUGGAAAGAGCGCACAGGUCAAACAAUGAAAUUCCUGAUGGAUUCAACUAUAACUAUCUCAAGAUUUACUACGGGAAGUUUUUUCCGUAUGCUGAUAUGCACAAAUGGAUGUCAUAUGGAAAUGAUGGAAAACAUCCAGGCUGUGAUCACUCUUACUUUGGGAGAAGAGAGUUUUCAUUCACCUUAGAAAAUGAUAUAUACUUGCGGUUUCAGUCUUUCAACAAUGUAGCUGAUCUUGAAAAGGCCAUUAAGGAAAAAUGCCCUUUCAAAAUUGAUAUUGGUCCUGUUUACAGUGUGGAUCCUGCAAAAAGACAUGCUUAUGCGCAGUCUGGUGAUAAUGUUUUCAGCCCAGUGGAGAGGGAACUCAUAUUUGAUAUAGACAUAUCGGAUUACGAUGAUGUCAGAUUUUGCUGCUCAGGAGCUGAUGUUUGUUCAGCAUGCUGGCCAUUGAUGACAGUGGCCAUUAAAAUAAUUGAUUCUGCACUUAGAGAGGACUUUGGAUUCAACCACAUUUUAUGGGUGUAUAGUGGUCGUCGUGGUGUGCAUUGCUGGGUUUGUGAUGGAAAAGCGAGAAGGUUGAACAAUGAACAAAGGGCGGCCAUAGCUGAAUAUUUACAUGUCCACAAGGGAAAUGAAAACAGCCUUAAAAAGGUUACUCUAGUUGGGCAGACGUUUCAUCCUUUCCUAGGGAGAUCUGCUGAAGUUGUGAAAGAAUUUUUCGAGGAAAAGUAUGUUUUGAGUCAAAAUUUAUUUUCAGAUGAAGAUAGAUAUGAAAAGAUACUGGAAAUGAUUCCAGAUGAAUCCAUUACUUCUGAGCUUCGGGGGAAGUGGCAGGAUAGGAAACGCUCACGUGAGGAUAUCAAUGUUGUUCGAUGGGGUCAACUUAAACAUCUUUUGCAAUCAGGGAAGCAGAAGAUGCUGGGUAUCCGCAGGUGUGUUGAAGAAAUUAUGUUCACCUUCACCUAUCCAAGACUUGAUUUGGAGGUCUCAAAACACAUGAACCACUUGCUGAAGGCACCUUUCUGCAUACACCCGAAAACAGGCCGUGUUUGUGUUCCCUUUGAUCCUAAACACUGUGAAGAUUUUGAUCCUUCUUCUGUGCCAACUCUUUCCACGCUUCUGGAAGAACUAAACAUGGGGGCUCUAGGAAGUGGGGGUGAGGAAGAAUUGGAAAAUACCUCACUUGGCAAAUCAAUCAGAUAUUUUAGGUCUUCUUUUUUGCAUCCUCUGCUUAAAUCCUGCAAGGAGGAUAUCGAAAAUGCUUAUGCUGCUAAAGUUCAGCAGUCAAACAAUUCGUUAAGCUGGUAGAGAGACUAUGAAUUCCUGUUUGACAAAUCACAAACACUAACACUGUUGCUUGAUGUAAAUGCUCGUUGUUUAUUUAAUGUGGGAAGAGCUACUUUCGUGUCUUACAUUUAUUCCAUCAAUCAAUGGCUUAUUUUUAUA
Molecule: messenger RNA, 1764 nt
Organism: Salvia miltiorrhiza (redroot sage)
Lineage: Eukaryota; Viridiplantae; Streptophyta; Magnoliopsida; Lamiales; Lamiaceae
Exons: 17
Coding region: 268-1626 (452 amino acids)
Biological process (GO): DNA replication, synthesis of primer
Cellular component (GO): alpha DNA polymerase:primase complex
Source: RefSeq, a predicted model, not a curated record